AUCAACAUGAAAUCUUCAAGAGGAAGCAUGUUUGUUAAGAAUAAGACAAUGCCAAGUUUAACAGAAGUUGGGAGCGAGAGGAAGAAGCAUAGAAGGCAUUUUGGAUCAAUGGCCACCUUGGAAACAACCAGGAACUCCAAGGCUGUAGUCCAGAACCCUACUCAGUUGUUCAUAAAGCGUAUGAAAAUUAAGAAUGCCAGAAAUAAUACGAAUACACCUGUUUCUAACAUGAAAAUGAAACAAAAAAAAAUGAAUAAUUAUAUCGUGAACAAUCCUUCAAACUAUUUGAUGACUCCGAGAAAUCUGGAGGUCAACAAAGACCAGCUAUUUACCCCUAGGAUUGUUAUGAAGAGAAAGAAAGGAGUGAAGAGCAGCAUCAAUCCAAUUAAGAAAUUCAGCCAGCUUCAUUCUGAAGUCUCUGAAUUUAAAGAAGAUCUUCCUAAGAUGAACUCUGUUGAGACCCAACCCAUUAAAGAUGAGAGUGAGGAUGAUAGGAAAAGAAGGAUAUUACAGAAAACAGUUUCAUUGUUGUCAAUGACUCCUAGCUCCAAUGUAUCCAAGGCAUCCUCUACUUCACGCAUCAAGUUCUUUAAGUUCAGCUCGAAGCAACUGAACAUGAAGAUACAUGAUAAUGUCAGCGUGAUCAAAUAAUUCAAUCAAAAAUUAUAUUCGGAGCUUUGAAGAUUUCUAUAGUAAGAUAUCUUGAACCAAAUCUUUGGCUCUCAGCAAAAAUCGAGCAUAAAUAGCAACUUUACAUGAACCUUAACAAUUUCAAAAGAUUUCUUAGUGAAAAUUUUAUUUUUCUUAAAGUUAAUACUUUUGAGCAAGAAUUUUUUAAACCUACCAAUUUCUUUACAAG
This is a messenger RNA of Moneuplotes crassus, 859 nucleotides long. NCBI's taxonomy places the organism in Eukaryota, Ciliophora, Spirotrichea, Euplotida, Euplotidae. The record is from the annotation of a GenBank genome assembly.